Molecule: messenger RNA, 861 nt
Organism: Baudoinia panamericana UAMH 10762
Lineage: Eukaryota; Fungi; Ascomycota; Dothideomycetes; Mycosphaerellales; Teratosphaeriaceae
Exons: 2
Coding region: 235-714 (159 amino acids)
Biological process (GO): transmembrane transport
Molecular function (GO): transmembrane transporter activity
Source: RefSeq, a predicted model, not a curated record
UCCCGCUCCAGUUUACGUUUGCGCCGAUCACACUACUGACAGGCAGCUACAUCUUCGUCGCCUUGGGACUUCCCAUCCUCAUGCUUCGACACUGGCGUCGUAUCUGGCGCCGCCACCUGAGGCGGGCGGCUACAACAUGGACCCCUUCCAGAUCGCCUGCUUCACCUUCUCGGCGUGGGUUGGCAUCCUCGGAGCGGAGGGCUACGAAUACUUCUUUAACGACUUGAUACCGUUAUGGGUGGCUCGCAGGCGAGGGGAAUUUGGCGCCCAGAGUACCGACUGGCGAACACGCUAGUUCCCUCCAUUUUGCUGCCUACCGGACUUGGCAUCUACGGCGCCGGGGUGCAGUACCAUCUUCAUUUCAUGAUACUCGCAUUCGGGUCAUUCUUGUUGUGGUUUAGCUCGCUUCUGGCUCUGUCGGUCUGCUUCGAUUAUGCUGUGGAGUGCUUCUUGAAACAUGCGGUUGAGGCAUCCGGCUCGCUGAACGCCUGUCGGCUGUCGUUCGGUCUGAUGAGUGUGUUCAUCCUGACUGAUUGGCAAGUCUCGAUGGCUGUGGGUUGGAUGUACGGGCUAGCUGCUUUCUUGAUGCUCUUCGUCGACAUCGUGAUGGUUUUCAUAGUGCUGGACGGGCACGUGAUAAGGGAGUGGACAGUGAAGCUCAACCCGAGCAUUGCCAAUACGGAAGACGGCGGUGAGGUAUUCAGGAGACACUAGCUCUCAAUGGGAAAGCGUGACGUCUCUCAUUCCGCGUAUAACGUGUUCAUACUGCAAAAUCCUUGAUCUUGAUCUGUGCGUGAAUCGACACUAGGCGCUCGCGCUGCGAGCAGCGAAGGCAGAGUUGCCGCAGCCCCUCCUUUCCUG